This is a messenger RNA of Pseudovirgaria hyperparasitica, 2015 nucleotides long. RefSeq lists its product as uncharacterized. NCBI's taxonomy places the organism in Eukaryota, Fungi, Ascomycota, Dothideomycetes, Acrospermales, Acrospermaceae. The transcript has a single exon. Gene Ontology annotation, molecular function: mRNA binding. Bases 152 to 1831 code for a protein of 559 amino acids. The record is from RefSeq and is a predicted model, not a curated record.
GUGCGAGGACUUGUGCGCAGGACUCUUUCCAAGACGCGCCCAUCAAAACGUCUACGACGCGUUGUGUCAAGCCUCUGACAUCUUCACCUUUGUCCGAUCACAACAGCCGUAGUUGUGGACCACCGCGGCAUCGAUAAAUUUACAGCAUAUUAUGCCCUCAAGCCGACCUUCUCCCAGCAACAGCUCGAGCUCUCCGCACAACUCCAUCAGUCCAUUCAUGCCCGCCUCAUUCAGUUCGGGCUCGUCGACUCAGACGACCAUGAACAAUGACGUGUGGCGGUCUCCCGUGGACCGCAGACCGGUCGAAAAUGCACCUGCGAACAAUCUGAACGCCAUUGACCAGAAUUCGACUGCUAUAUACAUCCAUAAACUACCUAAAGCGACCAAAGAAGAUUCCUUGAGAAGCAUGCUGCUCUUUGCCAAAGAUCUCAUCGACGUAUCGUUCGCCAACCCUCGAUAUCCUGACGAAAAAGGCUUUCAGACAGCCCUCGCUCACUUUAAGACGCUCGCUGGUGCUAAAGAAGCCCAAGAGAUUCUUAAUGGCAAACCAAACCAGACCAAAGAGGCGAAUCUCAUCGUCGAGGUAGUCGAACAUCCUGGAACAAUCGGCUCGAGAAGGAAUACGGUCGACGGAGGAUUACGCCAGAAUGGACAGGGUAGAUCACGCUACAAUGGCACCUUUCAGUCGAUGGAAAGAGUGUCUCCUCCGAACGCAACUCCUGCUUUGGGCAAUGGCAACGAAUUCCCCGUGCCUCAUUCGAGCGCUCCGAUGCAAAGUCUCUUCUCCCCAACAUCUCCAGUAACCGGUGCUUUCCCGCACCGAAGCCUAGGCAAGACUCUUAUCACCAAUGGGGAUGGCGAUGAUGAUUCUGAUGGUCUCCUUCAAGAAUCCAUUGGUAUUGGAACAGGACAUCCGGCUUCAACAUCCCGCCGCACUACCAACCCUUCUAUUCCGAUAUCUCGGUUCUCGAACCUGUCCCUAAAUACAUCAAAUAAUGCUAAUGGACUGUCGUCUCCGCCAUUGAGCAGCUUCGCCUCCCCAAGAUCGAAUGCUCCGCUGCAGUCACCAAACGCCGGCCUGCAUACAAUGUCCCCCCACCCAACAGGCAACACGGGCCAUAGUUCGGGAUUUGCACCGUUUAACAAUCAACACUUCAGCCGCACCAAUCUACCACCAGUGAAUCCAGCUGACCAGAAUCCGCCGUGCAAUACUUUGUACGUUGGUAAUCUGCCACUUGACACAUCUGAAGACGAAUUGAAGGCCAUGUUUUCGAAACAGCGAGGCUACAAGCGACUCUGCUUUCGUACAAAGCAGAAUGGCCCCAUGUGCUUUGUGGAGUUCGAAGAUGUUUCCUUUGCUACAAAGGCCUUGAACGACCUUUAUGGAUAUCCUCUCCAUAAUAGCGUCAAGGGCGGCAUCAGGCUUAGCUUCUCGAAGAAUCCCCUAGGCGUUCGGACUGGGCAGAACAACAACAUGGGACCGCCGACUCCUAUGACGCCUCAAGCUACCAUGCCUGGUAUGCCAAAUGGUAUGGGAAUACCACCUGGGUUUUCGACUGCUACUGGACCUCCGCCAGGGUUAGCAGCCCCUCCUGGCUUCCAUAAUAAUGGUGCUGCAAACGGGGUUUCCAACUUCAUGUUUCCCAACAAUACUUUUACUGCGAACGACAUUGGCAACCAGCUGCGUCCCCAAUCUGUCACUGGCGCUUCUACUCCUGUCAGCAACAAUAACUAUAAUGGUAUGGUUGGCAACGGCGCCCCGAUGUCCGGUAAUGGGUUUCACCUCCAUGCAUCUGGUUAUCAAAACUAUAUGAUGGGUCGCAUGAAUUGAGCGCUCGACGUCUAAAGCGCGCCAUGUCUCAAUUUUUGACUUUCAUCUUUGUUCAUGAAUCAUGAGCCCCGGAGAGUCGCCGGUGCGUCCGUCCGGUAUAUGUUGCCAUCAUUUACAUUGUCUGCUCCUACACCUGUCGUCGCCAUUUCCACUCACCUCGGUAUCCAAUCAAACUUCUUUCUUU